Messenger RNA from Myiozetetes cayanensis, 3750 nucleotides. RefSeq names its product galanin receptor type 1-like. The record is from RefSeq and is a predicted model, not a curated record. NCBI's taxonomy places the organism in Eukaryota, Metazoa, Chordata, Aves, Passeriformes, Tyrannidae. Gene Ontology annotation, molecular function: peptide binding; G protein-coupled receptor activity. Gene Ontology annotation, cellular component: membrane. The coding region runs from base 53 to 1381 and encodes 442 amino acids. Gene Ontology annotation, biological process: neuropeptide signaling pathway. The transcript has a single exon.
GCAGCGCGGCAGGCUCUGCCCCGUUAGCCCGGGGCACCCGGGGGUCUCAGCCAUGGAUUCGUCUCCCCCCAUCCCCGGGGCCCCCCCUGGACUUCUGCAGGUCUGGCAGGAGGAGAAUCAGACCCAAGGCGGGCUCUGGAAUGGGAGCCAGGAGCUGGGGUGGGAAGAGCUGGAGAAGAUGCUCUUUCUCUUCGCGAAGGAGCCCGUCACCAUCAGCCUCACAGUCAUGUACCUGGUGUCCUUCGUGGUGGGCUUCGUGGGCAACAUCAUGUCCAUCAGGGUGCUGACCCGCAAGCGCCGGAGCCGGGUGUCCAGCCUGAGCGCCACCCGCAGCCUCCUCAUCAACCUGGCGGUGUGUGACCUCAUGGUGGUGUGCAUCUGCAUGCCCAUCACCGUGGGCAACCUCAUCUACAAAGCCUGGGUGUAUGGGGACUUCCUCUGCCGGGCAGUGCCCUUCAUCCAGGCCGUUUCUGUCUCUGCCAGCGUCCUCAGCCUGACCGUCAUCAGCGUGAACCGCUACUACAGCGUGCACAACCCUCUCAACGCCCGCUCUUUCUUCACCCAGAAGAGGAUCCUCAGCACCAUCCUGGUGGUGUGGCUGUUGUCCUCGGGGAUAUGCAUGCCCCUCAUCUUCAUGAACAGGCGGGAUGAGAUCGGGGUGGUGGAGGGCUUGCCCCUGGUGUUUUCCAUCUGCAGGGAGAUUUGGCCUCAGGAGAGGCUCAAGCAAGCCUACAACUUCCUGCUCUUCUGUGCCCUCUACUGCCUGCCAGUCCUGUUCAACAUGGCCAUCUGCUUCCUGACGGUGCGCCGGCUGUGGAGCCGUGGCAGCCAGCUGAAGGAGAGCACCGCCCUGACCCGAUCCCUGCCGGCCUCCAGGCUCAAGGUCCGGAGGAAGGUGGCACAGAUGGUGGUGGCCCUGGUCCUGCUGUUCGCCAUCUCCUGGCUGCCCGUCUACCUGAUGGACAUCUGGAUUGAUUUCAACAUCCCCAAGUCUUUGCAGGAUGUGACUCCUUCUCCUUGGAUCCUGCAGCUCAGGCCUUUUGCCCAGUGGCUUGGCCUCACCAAUUCCAGCCUCAACCCCAUAUGCUAUUGCUUUGUUGGGAACCUCUACAGAUCAGCCAAGGAAAUGAAGAGCAAAUACCACCAAAGAAUGGUCUCUCUCUUUAACUUCUCUCUGUCUGAAGGGGCAACUCAUUCCUCGGUCCCAGAGCUGCUCUCUUACCACAGUUCAGUGGAGCCAGCGAGGAAAGGACCCACCACUACCCCUACCCUGGGCAGGAGAUGUCAGGGAGGUCAUGGCCAUAAGAACAAGUGUGGACAGUUGAACUCCUGCCAGCAUCCACCUCUGAACACUGUCUCCAGUGAGAACACUUCCUUGUAAUUCUGCUCAGGAAGUGCCUCUCAUACCCUCAUCUGCAUUUAAGGACUCUAGAGGUCUUUCUGAACCCGGUAUUUUAAUGAUGGAAGAGAACUUGAUUCUAAUAACUCUCGACACAGGUUCAAAAACACUGUGACAGGGAAAGAAACAUGUAAAGAGAGAAAAAGAUGAUGUAUUUUAACUCAGAUCAAAUUUUAAGACAAAUGAUUUUUACUGGGGACAACUGGAUGUGUAGCCCGUUGCCCAGUCAACAGUCACAUAAUUAGAUAGAUCAAGUUCCCAACGAGUGAGCUCUCCCUGCAGCUCCAUCUCUGGAUGCAGAAAUGCUGUUUGGAUACAGCAACAAUUUGACUGCUUGCUGCUUCUCACCCUUGAUGAUGAAGAGCAGCGAUAAGAGGCACUCUCUGCUCCAAAUCCAUCAGUUGUAGUUGCAAGCAGUGAAGAAAAGCUGGAAAUAGCAUCAUAAAAAGUAAUAUAAAUGGAGAAUUUCACACACUUUACCACUUGAGAUUUCAUUGUCUGGUCGUAUUGUUUCACUCCUCCAUGCAAAUAAAUUCUCCUUAUGUGAAGAGACAGUGGUAGAAGUACUAAAGCAACCAUCACCACUCCACAUUUGGAAAUUCAGAAGGGAUAAUGUGGCCUCAGAGGUGAUUUAGGAAAUGCAAUAGGAAAACAUUUUUGGGGGCAUCAGCUCUCUUUCUUACAGUUCCUGUGUAUGGAGUGGAAAGAACUGGGCAUCUAUUAACAUGAUUUGCACUUGAAAAACCAGCCUUAUUCAGCUGUGUCUGUACCAAACAAAGUCGAUGGCAUGUGAAAAUAAAAAUAGAAAGUGGUUUAUAGCUAAUAAAAUCAGAAACAACUAAUGCAAUGCUAUUUGUCUGGGAAGGAGCAAAUCAAAGUGCUUGCUUUUCCUGAGGAUCACAAGUAGGUUAAAACCUAUUUCUUCCCUCAUCUCCUUUAAAGGAGGCUUUGAUAAAUAAAUUGUAUAUUUUUAUUAUGUUAGCAUUGAAAGGCUCCAGUAAAGCUUGAGCAUUCUGUUGUGCUGAGCAGUGGAUCUGUAUUCAUAAAGAAAAGAGACCUUUCUCCCCAAGAUCUAAGUGAGAACACAUCAGACCAGGCAACAGGUAGGAGGAAGAAAAAAAUACAACAAAGAACCAAAAAGCUGGAAUGAAACCAGAGGUGAGCCCCUUCCCUGUGCCUGGCCAAUGCCAGAUGUGAGGGAAUGAGCAUCAUCUCCUGCUGCCAGAACAGCCCGUGCCCUGGCUACUUGUGCCCCAGCACCCAGCACAGCUUCUCUCUCCUCUCAGCAAACCACAGACACAACACAGCAGUGUCCCUGGGAGAGUAUUUUGCAUUUAAUGGAACUCAGGCUUUUGAUGACGGGGGGGCUUUUUAAAAAUUUAUUUAUUUCUGAACAAGGGGAGGAUGUUUUGUGAAAUCUAAGUUUCACAUAAUGUCCUGCUGCCUUCCAGGGGGCCUUUUGCCCACAAAAGACAAAAAAUAGCCAUUCAACCUAACCUUUGUCAUGAUCACUCAAUAGCAUUUUAUUUUAACAAUGAUCUGCCUGGAAAACAGGAUUCCUCCUUUCCAGGCAGUACCAUCCACAAUUUGUAUUCUCUUUGUAUGAACGAAAAAGACAUUACAACUACCCGGAUUUAUGGCUUUUAUGUGUGCUGGAGAUGAGAACAUCUGCAUUUUUGCAGGUGAUAUAGGAGUGUACCUACUGCCUGAUCUUUCAGUAGCUGUGGAGAAAAGCCUGUAGAGAUUUUAUUUCCUCUUUCGAGGCAUAUUUUUAAGGGCUGGCAAAAUGUGGCAGGCUGAGGGCUGUCAAAAGCUCACUCUGAACACCCAGUGACUCCAGGUCUUGCAAACAGAUGGCUUCCAUCCUCAGACCAGAUGUGACACAAUAUUGAAAUUUCGCUACGUUGUCCUGACCAAGAUGUUUAUUCCCACCCUGAGUAAACCACAGUGAAAGGAUCAUGAAGAUGCCAGACCAGCUCCAUUCUGUGUGGUGUCCUGGCUCUGAAAAUGGCCAGGAUCAAAUGAUGCAGUCAAAGGUGCAAGAAAUCCACAUUUUAGUAUCCCAGAGGAGAAUUUUUUUCUCUGAGUUCACAAGCUGAUGCCUGGGUCCUGCCUGAAAGUCUCUGUACCCUCCACAGAGGCAGAAAUACCAGGGACUGUGUACUCCUGAGCCUCCUCAUACACAUGCCCAUGCCUUCCUCCAGCCCCACAGCACUCCUGAUCACUGAGAUAUGUUGUGGCAAAGGCCACUUUCACUGGGCAAGGUUAUCUCCUCUUCACCCUUUUAAAUGUGUUUUGCAGUUUCUUUCAGUGUCCCUGUUUUCCUAUAAUAAAGUCGAAUUGCUCACUUU